Molecule: messenger RNA, 1324 nt
Organism: Sorex fumeus (smoky shrew)
Lineage: Eukaryota; Metazoa; Chordata; Mammalia; Eulipotyphla; Soricidae
Gene: GADD45B
Product: growth arrest and DNA damage inducible beta
Exons: 4
Coding region: 284-775 (163 amino acids)
Biological process (GO): regulation of cell cycle
Cellular component (GO): cytoplasm; nucleus
Source: RefSeq, a predicted model, not a curated record
UUGUCCGUAUCAGCUCCCUGGAUUACUCGCUGACGCCGAGCCAGAUUUAGCAAUUUUUUUUUUUUGUUGUUUCGAAAUUUCUUUUUUUUCCCCUCCUGUCUUUUUCCUGGAGGACGAUUUCACUGCCUUUCGAAGGUCUUGGACGGACGCUCGGACAGAGCCGUGCAAAAAAAAAAACGCUUUUGUGGACAUCGCCGGGCGCUUUUGCAAAUUUGAUCACCUUCUCCCGUGGACCUGUCGUGGAGGCCGGAUCUUGCUUUCCACUGUGGAUUAUAACUGCAACAUGACGCUGGAAGAGCUCGUGGCGUGCGACAACGCGGCGCAGAAGAUGCAGACGGUGAGCGCCGCGGUGGAGGAGCUGCUGGUGGCUGCCCAGCGCCAGGACCGCCUCACGGUGGGGGUGUACGAGUCGGCCAAGCUGAUGAAUGUGGACCCCGACAGCGUGGUCCUGUGCCUCCUGGCCAUCGACGAGGAGGAGGAGGACGACAUCGCGCUGCAAAUCCACUUCACCCUCAUCCAGUCCUUCUGCUGCGACAAUGACAUUAACAUCGUGCGGGUGUCGGGCAUGCGGCGCCUGGAGCAGCUGCUGGGCGAGCCCCCCGAGACCCAGGGCGGCCCCGACGCCACCGAGGACCGGGACCUGCACUGCCUCCUGGUCACGAAUCCGCACACAGAAGCCUGGAAGAGCAGUGGCCUCGUGGAGGUGGCCAGUUACUGUGAAGAAAGUCGGGGCAACAACCAGUGGGUCCCGUACAUUCCUCUCCAGGAACGCUGAGGGCCCCCCCGGCCCCCCAGCGGCCCAGUGUGAGAACCUGUGGAAUGGCUGGCAUAAAAAGAAAAAAAAAGCGACAUAAAUAACUGACCGCCUUCGCCUCCCCCCGCCCCCCGCCAGAGCCAAGACCACCCCCUCCAAAAAAAAAAAAACAAGAACCCAACCUCUGAGGUGAGGGGGGACAGGUCAUUGGAACAAGAAGAGGAGGAGGAGGAGGAGGAGGAAGAGGAAGGAGAACAGGGGGCAGGCGGGAACAGCGCCAUCAAGAGGCCAGCACGAGGAGGAAAGAGGGGGGGUCCCCGGCAGGAGAAGGGGCCCCCCCAGAGCUCAGGCCUGGUGACGAGCAGAAGCUGGACGCGGAGGGCCUGGAUUCAUACUGGGGGUGGGAUGACGACGCACCCCACCCCCACCCCCCACCUGGGGGCUGACCGCUGCAACACGGGACUUGCUGAUGGAAGGGGGGGGCGCCCACGGAGCCCUCCCCCCGGGACUAUCUCUGGAAUUCCCCUAGGCUGGGGCUGGAGCCUUGGAGAACCGUUUGCAGGCUGAAAU